AUGGGUUUCACCGAUCUCGUCAGCGACGCCGGCCUGACCAUGCUCAACAGCUACUUGACCACCCGCUCAUACAUCGUCGGCUACACCGCCUCCCAGGCCGACGUCGCCACCUUCAAGGCCAUCUCCUCUGCUCCUGACGCCUCCAAGUACCCCAACGCUGCCCGGUGGUACAAGCACAUCGCCUCCUACGAGUCCGAGUUCCCCACCCUCUCUGGCGAUGCUUCCAAGCCCUACACCGCCUACGGCCCAGAGGUCGCUGAGGUCACCCUGAACCCCGCCAAGGCCCCCGCCGCCGAGGAGGACGAUGACGACGUUGACCUGUUCGGCUCCGACGACGAGGAGGAGGACGCCGAGGCCGCCCGUAUCCGUGAGGAGCGUCUGGCCGAGUACCGCAAGAAGAAGGAGGGCAAGACGAAGCCUGCCGCCAAGUCCGUCGUGACGAUGGAUGUUAAGCCUUGGGAUGACGAGACUGACCUGCAGGCUCUUGAGGCGUCUGUGCGUUCGAUCGAGAAGGACGGUCUGGUCUGGGGUGCCUCCAAGUUUGUCGCUGUUGGUUUCGGUAUCAAGAAGCUGCAGAUCAACCUGGUCGUCGAGGACGACAAGGUCUCCCUCGAGGAGCUCGAGGAGGAGAUCCAAGGCUUCGAAGACUACGUUCAGUCCUCCGACGUUGUCGCCAUGCAGAAGCUGUAA
This is a messenger RNA of Diaporthe amygdali, 690 nucleotides long. Its product is annotated as elongation factor 1-beta. Gene Ontology annotation, cellular component: cytosol; eukaryotic translation elongation factor 1 complex. The transcript has 3 exons. Gene Ontology annotation, molecular function: guanyl-nucleotide exchange factor activity; translation elongation factor activity. Gene Ontology annotation, biological process: translational elongation. The coding region runs from base 1 to 690 and encodes 229 amino acids. The record is from RefSeq and is a predicted model, not a curated record. Lineage: Eukaryota; Fungi; Ascomycota; Sordariomycetes; Diaporthales; Diaporthaceae.